UUAUCUCAGGUUUUCAUUCACCAACUUUAUUUGCGUUUUGUAUUGUGUUGUGUCCCUCGGGAUCCAGGCCUUUUGGGGAUGGUUGCCCACAUGAUGUUCACCACGGCCUUUCAGCUGGCUGUGGCUAUGGGUCCGGAGGACUGGAGGCCCAAGACCUGGGACUACAGCUGGUCCUACAUGUAUGUACGGACUAGGUCACUUACCGAUACACUAGGUGCUGUACAAUAGGAGUUGUCUCUGAUUAAACUCUAAUACCCAGCUAUGUGAUACUUGUGCAAUUUUAAGCGACGCUAGCAUUCUGAGGCCAUGUACAGUAGCACAGUCAUGAUGGAGAGAGCAUGCAUGCUGAGGUUAAUCACACCCUCUGUACUUCUUCUUCCCCCUCCCCAGCUUAGCAUGGGGCUCCUUYGCCACCUGCAUGGCUUCUGCGGUGACAGCACUGAACAGGUACACCAAGACCAUCGUAGAGUUCAAGUACAAGCGGCGGAACAUUGAGAAGAACCUGAGGAUCAAGCAGAAGCUGCUGGAGAUGGACCUGCCAGAGCAGAUGUGGGACAUGUACCUGACGGCUGUGCCUGCAAGGGGAGAAGGAAAUGCUGGGCCUCUGGACCUCCCUGUCAAUGGGCACAAACCCUCCACUGGAGCAGCCUAUGUAAUGGGCCUGGACAGCAUGACAGAACCACAGGGAGAGGCCUACUGCUAAGACAGUGGUCACCA
Messenger RNA from Salvelinus sp. IW2-2015, 717 nucleotides. The record is from RefSeq and is a predicted model, not a curated record. NCBI's taxonomy places the organism in Eukaryota, Metazoa, Chordata, Actinopteri, Salmoniformes, Salmonidae.